AGAUGUCAGAGGUUUACAGUGCACAGCAGGCUUUAGACAUGAUUCUCAGCCAGGUCAACCCCUGUGACUCCGAUGGAGAAGAAAUAACCCUUGAGCAGCGUUCAGACUCUGAAAUAUCUUCUGAUGAGGAGACUUCAUCACCUCCAGAAAAGAGAGGUUGCAUCGAGACACACGAGUGCCUGACAGAGUCAGAGACGGCAAAAGACGGCACAGUGUGGCGUGAAGAACAGAUCGGAAGACCUCUGCAUGACAACCCAAUUGAAUGUCAUCCCACAGAUGGAGARCCAACUGCUUUGGCCAGAAAAAAAGUGUUGAGUCACUUAGAGAGUUUCCUGUGUUUCAUCUCUCUGGAAAUGCUUYAGACCAUACAGGGAUGGACUGUCCAGCAUGCACGCCAGACACAGCAUGAAGACUGGUCCAUGGCCCUCCCUGAACUAAAGGCGUUCAUUGCAAUCCUCAUCCUGCGAGGGAUUGUCCGCCUUCCAGCGGUGCAUKACACAUGGUCUGCAACACUGGGAGUGCCCUCCAUCAGCAACAUUAUGGCUCGAAACCRCUUCCAGGACAUCAUGCGGCACCUACGCUUCGAUGACAAGGACACACACAGUGACCAAGUUGUAAAUGACCRGUUUGCUGCAGUCGCUGAUGUUUGGGGGUCUUUUGUUGCCAACUGCAUCUCUUCUUACAACCCAGGAAGGCACAUAGCCAUAGAUGAGCAACUUUUUCCAUGUAAGACCUGUUGCUGUUUCCUGCAGUACACUGCAACAAAACUUGACAAGUUUUGCAUAAAGUUCUGGGUGGCAUGUGACCUGAAAUCCAAGUACGUAUGCAACAUUAUCCCAUAUCUUGGCAAAGACCCCAGUCGUCCCACGGGGGAAAAACCAUCGGAAAAUGUGGUGAUGAAGCUUAUGGAACCAUUUAUGGACAAAGGAAGAACUAUUACCACAGACUAUUUUUUCACCUCAUUGUCACUAGCAAAACGACUGCUCGACCGGAAGACCACCCUCCUUGGCACAGUAAGCAAGACUCGCCGUGAGCUUCCAGAGUCUGCCAAAAAGACUUUGGACCAUGAAGAAUUCAGUACACAGGUGUUUUCAACCUCUGGUGCCACACUGACCGUUUAUGUGCCUAAACGGAGAAAGACUGUCUGCAUCCUCAGUAGCAUGCACAGUGUGGUGGAGACUGGGGACACCCCACCAAAAAAAGCCAAACACACUCACCGACUACAACAGCCUGAAAUGUGGCGUGGAUGUCAUGGACCAGAUGUUGCGAAAGUACACUGUUUGUUCAGAAACACGGCGCUGGCCAGUCGCUGUGUUUUACAACAUGGUUGACAUUUCAGCACUGAAUGCAUAUGUGCUUUUUCAGGCAUGCACUGGGGUCAAAGAGAGACGGGCAGACUUCUUGGUCAAGCUUGCAAGAGAGCUCGCACAGUCUCAUCUGGCAGCCAAGGAGAUGUGUAAGGAAACCCAGCAGCAACCACCCACACCUGACACAGGGAAAAGGGCAUUGUGCCAGGUUAAGUGUUGCUGCAAGAGUAACCGUGCCACUCAGCAUUGUGUUUCUUGUAACAGGUUCACAUGUGGCAAAUGCAGAAAGGAGAUGUUGUGGAAGUGCCACUUGUGUUCAGACAGUCUGGAGGUGUGAUGAGUCUCUUGGGUUUUCAUACCAGUCUGACAAUAAGCAAUAUAGCGCACCACUGCACAAUGACUGUAUGUACAGAGGCUUAUUGGCAUAGUUUAUAUUUCUGUAUAGUUUACAGUUCUAUUUAUGAAUACUUUUGUUAUUAUAUUGUUGCAUGCUUAUUUUAUCUUUUAUUGCUUGCUUGUACUUAGAUUUAUACAAAAUAUUUGGAUAGCCAGUGUGGGCAGCAAAGAAAGAACUUCAUUGUACAAGGAAACAGGGUAACACGUUUCUUUACUGUGCAUAUAACAAUAAAGCUUUGAAUCUUGACUCUAAA
Austrofundulus limnaeus is the source of this 1957-nucleotide messenger RNA. RefSeq lists its product as uncharacterized. The record is from RefSeq and is a predicted model, not a curated record. The coding region runs from base 3 to 1331 and encodes 442 amino acids. NCBI's taxonomy places the organism in Eukaryota, Metazoa, Chordata, Actinopteri, Cyprinodontiformes, Rivulidae. The transcript is spliced from 2 exons.